UUUUGUUUUUUUGGCGUGGUUCAAUGUUGCCUUAAAUGCAACACCAAUGUUCCAACCGCAGUACCGGCAACCGCUUUUGUCGUUCACCCAACCUUGUAAAAUCUUGCGUUUGUUGUUUCAAUACAUUGCACAAGGCCAUUAACCCUGCAUCUGUUUUUGUUACGGUAACUAAGAUUUAAAAGGUGUAAUCAACUGCUGAUUUGUUCUGAAUUGAAUUAUAUUUGGCAACAUCUUUGGAUUCCAAAAGGUAUUUUGAUUUCCUGCUUACGCUGUGUAUGUUUAAAUACACAUAGUGUAAUUGCUUUUGUGAUUUUUUUUUUUUUUUUUUUAAGCUUUUCUUAUUAUUGUUUCGUUGUUGAUUGCAACAUCAAUAGCAACACACAAAACAUUCAUUCAUGGACGCUGUUUCAUUAAAAAACCAAGGCAACAAGCUUUUUGGUGAAGGCCGGUUGGCUGAAGCCAUCAAGUGCUACACUAAGGCUAUUGAGCUUGAUCCUGAAAAUGCUAUUUUCUAUUCCAAUAGAUCGUUUGCGUAUUUAAAACUCGAGGACUAUGGCUUUGCUAUAGAGGACGCUACUAAGGCCAUUGAAAAAAACCCGAAGUAUCCCAAGGGUUAUUAUCGUCGGGCUGUGGCCCAUAUGGCUUUGUAUCAGCCAAAAGAAGCUCUGAAGGAUUUUAAGAAUGCUGUUCGGUAUGCUCCUAACGACAAGUCAGCUCUGCAAAAAUCCCAAGAAUGUGAAAAACUUGUUCGCCGUAUCCGUUUUGAGGAAGCAAUUCAGGCUGAGGAACCCCCUUCUGCGCUUGAAGGAAUUAACAUUGAAGACAUGGACGUGCCUACCGAUUACGACGGUGUUCGUUUGGAAGGAAAAAUGACGGAAGAGUUUAUUCGUGAUUUUAUUCAACGUUUCAAGGAUGGAAAGCGGAUGCCUUUAAAAUACGUGUACUGGAUUCUUCGUGAAAUUAAAGCUUUCUAUGAACAAGAACCCUCGCUUGUAGAGGUUGCGGUAGAAAACGAUGAGGAGUUGGUGGUUUGUGGUGAUACUCAUGGCCAGUUCUUUGAUUUGUUAAACAUUUUCGAGACAAACGGAGCUCCGAGCCCUAAGAAAAAGUACCUGUUUAACGGUGACUUCGUCGACCGUGGCUCAUGGUCGACAGAGGUGGCCCUAUUGUUGUACAGUUACAAACUGUUAUAUCCGGAUAAUAUGUUCAUUAACCGGGGUAAUCAUGAAACAAACGACAUGAACAAGAUGUAUGGUUUUGAAGGUGAGUGCAAGGCCAAGUACAACGAGCGUACUUACAGAAUCUUCUCUGAAACCUUUGUUGCCCUUCCCUUGGCCACGCUUAUUGGUAAGCAUUACUUGGUUUUGCACGGUGGUUUGUUUUCUAAGGACACCGUGACACUGGACGAUAUCCGCAAGUUCGACCGGUUACAGCGUAAGCAACCAGGCCAGUCUGGCAUUAUGAUGGAAAUGCUUUGGACAGAUCCACAACCGAAUGCCGGUCGUGGUCCUUCUAAGCGCGGUGUUGGUCUUCAAUUUGGUCCCGACAUUACGAAAAAGUUCUGUGAAUUAAACAACCUUAAGGCUGUUAUUCGAUCGCAUGAAGUCCGACAAGAUGGUUAUGAAGUGGAGCACGACGGACGCCUUAUUACAGUGUUCAGUGCUCCCAAUUACUGUGAUACCACGGGCAAUAUGGGUGCUGUCAUUCAUAUCCAGUCCACAUACGAGUUGAAGUUUGCUCAAUUUUCCGCCGUUCCUCAUCCCAACGUUCGUCCAAUGGCUUACGCAAGCGGAUUGCUUGGCCUUAUGUAGAGUUGCUUUACACACAGAAGUGGGCUCACUGAUCCGUUCAUACCAUGUUAAAAAUCCGCCUCGGUUCUAUGACAAUCACUAAAAAUGAAUUUUGGUACUUAGAAGAGUUGUGCUCUUCUACUUUAGACACAUGAA
Schizosaccharomyces japonicus yFS275 is the source of this 1946-nucleotide messenger RNA. Its product is annotated as serine/threonine protein phosphatase. The coding region runs from base 396 to 1811 and encodes 471 amino acids. Gene Ontology annotation, molecular function: hydrolase activity; protein serine/threonine phosphatase activity; phosphoprotein phosphatase activity. Lineage: Eukaryota; Fungi; Ascomycota; Schizosaccharomycetes; Schizosaccharomycetales; Schizosaccharomycetaceae. The record is from RefSeq and is a predicted model, not a curated record. The transcript has a single exon. Gene Ontology annotation, cellular component: nucleus.